Tachyglossus aculeatus (Australian echidna) is the source of this 738-nucleotide messenger RNA. RefSeq names its product OTU deubiquitinase, ubiquitin aldehyde binding 2 (gene OTUB2). Bases 10 to 717 code for a protein of 235 amino acids. The transcript has 6 exons. Gene Ontology annotation, molecular function: ubiquitin binding; cysteine-type deubiquitinase activity. NCBI's taxonomy places the organism in Eukaryota, Metazoa, Chordata, Mammalia, Monotremata, Tachyglossidae. Gene Ontology annotation, biological process: protein K48-linked deubiquitination; negative regulation of double-strand break repair. The record is from RefSeq and is a predicted model, not a curated record. Gene Ontology annotation, cellular component: nucleus.
CCGGUCACCAUGAACAAGCCAUCUUUCAACCUGAUUUCUGAGAAAUGUGACAUUCUGUCCAUCCUCAACGAACAUCCCGAAAACCGAAUCUACCAGCGAAAAAUUCAGGAACUCAGCAAAAGGUUUACCUCAGUCAGGAAGACAAAAGGCGAUGGGAACUGCUUUUACCGAGCGUUGGGCUUUGCCUACUUGGAGUCUCUUCUUGGGAACGACAGAGAAAUUCUCAGGUUUAAAGAGCUGCUGCUGAAGACCCCAAGCGAUCUGGUAUCCGCAGGAUUUGAGGAGCCCAAGUUUCAGAGCUUCUUUGUAGCUUUUUUCAGUGCAGUCGAGAUGGUGGAGAAAGACAGCUCGGUUUCCAGCCUGUUGAAAGUGUUCAACGACCAGAGUUACUCUGACAGAAUCGUCCAGUUCCUCCGGCUUCUGACCGCGGCCUUUAUCAAGAACCGAGCAGAUUUCUUUCGCCAUUUUGUCAGUGAGGAGAUGGACGUCGGAGACUUCUGUGCUCAGGAAGUGGAGCCAAUGGCCACAGAAUGCGACCACGUUCAGAUCACGGCACUGUCUCAGGCUCUGAAUAUACCUCUUCAAGUUGAGUAUGUGGAUGAAGCGGACGGCGCCCUGAACCAUCACGUGUUUCCUGAGGCAGCCAGCCCAUCAGUUUACCUGCUUUACAAAGCGUCACACUACAACAUCCUUUACACGGCAGCCGGAGUGGAUUGAUGCAGGGGGUGAGGGUACCUA